Dipodomys spectabilis (banner-tailed kangaroo rat) is the source of this 1980-nucleotide messenger RNA. It is a transcript of the gene Redic1, whose product is annotated as chromosome unknown C12orf40 homolog. NCBI's taxonomy places the organism in Eukaryota, Metazoa, Chordata, Mammalia, Rodentia, Heteromyidae. The record is from RefSeq and is a predicted model, not a curated record. The transcript is spliced from 13 exons. Bases 1 to 1980 code for a protein of 659 amino acids.
AUGAUGCUGGCGGUUGUAGACAGUGUUCAUCAGUACCAUAAGAGACAUUUCUUUGAUAAUUGUGUAUUUUGUCCUCACUUCCUUUCUAGGAGCAGGGUUCUGAUCAAGCAGGACAGGAGAAAGCAAAAGGAAUAUUUUGAGAGGAACAGGUUAAAAUCAAAAAUGAAAUUACUGGGAGUUUUGCCUCCUGCCAAAAAUUCUACUGUCAGUUUAGAUCUUCUGAACCUCUACAUGGUAAAUCAGAUAUCAUGCAAGAAGAAGAUACCUGAGACUGUGAAGAAACCAGUCCACGUGAAUAUGAAUAGAGACAUAAAAAUCCCUCUAAGAAAGCAUGAUUUAGAACUUCCAAUGUCACCUAAUUGUACACCUUCUAAACUCUGCCUUGAUGAUACAGAAGACAAUAUACACUCUCAGGAACUGGGUAGCAAGAAAAAAUAUGACUCAGUUCAGUUGUCGCAGCACAUGACAUACAGUGUGUUUGAACCUCAGUUCCAUAGAACAGAAAACUACAGUUACCCCUCAUCAUCUUUUUGUGCAGAGUUGUCUUCUAACAGACAUAGUCCAAGGCAGACGUGUACUCCCGGAGUAGCACCAAGUCCUUGGGAAGCUCCAUAUGAAAAAACCCAAAAUGAGCAGCUCAGUAAAUUUAAUUCUUCUGAUUCCUUGGUUUCCAAAUUAAAUGAUGGUCAAGAUAUUCCCCAUUCAUCAUAUAAAAUAGCACACUAUGGAACAUUAUUUGGACAAUUACAAAGUCCAGGAAAUGAAAAUUUUCUUACACCUGCUAAAACUAUGAGUGUGGAUUACAGAAGCAUGAAUACAAACAGUCAGUCAGACUUCAUUACUAAAAACCAACCAGUACAAGAUAUUUUGAGAGAUAAUGGAAAAGAAUUUUCAAAUUUUUUUGGACACAUAACCCAGCCAACUCAUGGGUUUGUGUCAGAGAAUGAGGAGUCUUUUGUUAAUCAAAAUAUCAUCAACUUACUAAACAUAGAUCAACAAAGAAUAAAAGAAACCUUUGACAAAUGUGGUCAUGAUAAUUUUGGAGAUACUUGUGCAGUCACUCAUUCUGAAAACCAUCCCAUCAAUGGAUGCAUUAGAGGCAUUUUCACAGCUCCAGAGUCAACUUUUAGCUGUUACCCAGAAUCAUGUCAGUCAAGCAAGAACUAUCAGAAAGAGUACAGUGAUGAACUAAAUGAUGUUAACACAUGUUUUGAGAAGAAUUGCUACCCAGCCAACUCUGGAAAAAAAGGAAAACUUAAAAAUGAUUACCAAGAGAAGAUACAACAGAAAAAUACCCAGAAAUAUCUAGAGAACUAUAUUGGUGCUUUCCCUUUGGAAGAUACACAGUCCCAGGCCUUUGGACUUGGUGAGGAUUUGAUGGAAGAAGGAGGAACAUAUUCUUUACAAGGGAGGCCAGUAUCUGCUAAAAAAACACGUCUUGAUUCUUCACAGAGCAGUCUGUCUGCCAGUUAUUCUCCAAGACCAACAGAGAGUUCUUUCAGUUCUAGUUCAGAUAUGCUAUCUGAAGAUGAAGGUCAACUAUCGCAGCAAAUUGAAGAUUCAAAUAAGAUAUCCCCGAAGACUGCAGAAACAGUUAAAAGUUUUUACCCAGAAAGGAUGGGAAAAUAUAUGGGUGGUCAGAUUGUUAAAGAUAAUGCUGAAGUUCACACACAGAAUGCGUGUUCUCACGAAGUAUCACUGAAAAAUAAUACAGAUGAAUGUCCACAGUCUCAGUGCAAUUCCACAUACAUAGAGCAGACCCCCUCCAAUAAUAACUGCAUUGUUCAGGUUCCAAGGUGUGAUGCUGGGGUGCAAACAGAGAGAAAACCCACUCUGGGAAGAAAGAUAGAUGCUGCAGUACAGUGCAGCAUACUUUCAGAAUGUGUGUGUAGAAGCAGUGUGUCUCCUCUUGACAGUAGCGAAUGUUGCAGUGAAAAUAUUAAGGAAGAUACCACUGGAGGGCAGGAGAGCCUUGAGUAA